AAAUGUCAUCACGCGGCAGCGCAGCGGAAGGCUGUGAAUGUAACACAGAGUUCCCCAGCAGACAGCUGUGCGCGGCCCAUGUGGAUCUGGCAGACCCGGGCGAAACAGCGGCUUAGAAAUACCCGAAUCGAGCCGAUCUUUCACGCUAAUGCGAGCUCUUUAGGUCGUCCGUGUGUGUGAACUAGUGAAGAUGCUGAAGGAGGCGUCAGACGGGCAGCUUACAGCGCUUUAUAACGCGGUCGCCGCCUCAGAGCAGGUUCAGGUUGAGCCAGUGGGUCGCUGGUUCGAGGCGUUUCUGAAGCGCAGGAGUCGAAAUGUGUCGGCCUCGUUUCAAGAGCUGGAGGAAGAGGAGGAGCUGUCUGAGGAAGAGGAGGAUGAGGAGCUGCAGCUGGAGGAGUAUGACACGCUUUUCUUGAUGUUACAGAACCAAGAUCACUACGCUGUUUUAGGUCUCGCACACGUCAGGUACAAAGCAACCCAGAAACAGAUCAAAGCUGCUCAUAAAGCCAUGGUCCUCAAACAUCACCCGGACAAGCGGAAAGCAGCAGGAGAGCAGAUUGUGGAGGGCGAUAAUGAUUAUUUCACUUGCAUAACAAAAGCGAUGGAGAUGCUGUCGGAUCCCGUGAAGCGGAGAGCGUUUGACAGCGUGGAUCCCACGUUUGACAACAUGGUUCCUUCAAAAGCAGAAGGCAAAGAAAACUUCUUCGUGGUGUUUGCGCCGGUGUUUGAGAGGAACAGCAGGUGGUCUGUUAAAAAACACAUCUCGAGUCUGGGAAGCAUGGACGCGUCUUUUGAAGAGGUGGAUAAUUUCUAUUCCUUUUGGUACAACUUUGACUCGUGGAGAGAAUUUUCAUAUUUAGAUGAGGAGGAAAAGGAAAAAGCUGAAUGUCGAGAUGAGAGAAGGUGGAUUGAGAAACAGAACCGAGCCUCUCGAGCUCAGAGGAAGAAGGAGGAGAUGAACAGGAUACGGACACUCGUUGACACGGCCUACAACUGCGACCCGCGAAUAAAGAAAUUCAAAGAGGAGGAGAAAGCCAGGAAAGAGUCGGAGAAGAAGGCCAAAGCUGAGGCGAAGAAACGGGAGCAGGAGGAGAAGGAGCGGGCGCGUCAGGCGGAGGAGGAGGCGGCGCGGAUGCGGAGGGAGAAGGAGGAGGAGGCGGCGCGACAGGCGGCACAGCAGGCCAAGAAAGAGAAAGAAGCCCAGAAGAAAGCCAUCAAGAAAGAGCGGCAGAAGCUCAGGACGACCUGCAAGACUCACAGCUACUUCACAGACAGUGAGGCCGACGGCGUCAGGAUGAUGGAGGAGGUGGAGAAACUCUGCGACCGCUUGGAGCUGACCAGUUUGCAGACGCUGAAUGAAGCUUUGGCCUCUGGGAGUAAAGAACGGAGUAAAGCGGCUCUGGAGAAUCAGGUGCAGGAGGUGAAUGAUCAGAUGCAGAAGGAGAAGGAGGUGGAGAUGCAGGCGCAGCAGGCGGCGCGUGGGGCUGAACACACCAGCGCAGGAGGAGGAGGAGGAGCCAAUAACAGAGGCUGGAAUGAGGAAGACCUGCAGCUGCUCAUCAAAGCCGUCAACCUGUUUCCCGCCGGAACCAACGCCAGGUGGGAGGUGAUUGCCAACUACAUGAACCAACACUCCAGCAGCGGCGUGAAGAGAACCGCCAAAGACGUCAUCAAUAAAGCAAAAACACUGCAGAAACUGGAUCCUCACCAGAAAGAUGAGAUUAACCGAAAGGCCUUUGAGAAGUUCAAGAAGGAGCAUUCAGUUGUUCCUCAGACUGUAGACAAUGCUGUGCCAUCAGAGAGGUUUGAUGCUGUAGGCGCUGAAUCCAACUCCUCCCCCUGGACCACAGAGGAGCAGAAGCUUCUGGAGCAGGCGCUGAAGACGUACCCAGUGAACACGGCAGAGCGCUGGGAGAAGAUCUCUGACGCCGUGCCCGGACGCUCCAAGAAAGACUGCAUGAAGCGAUACAAGGAGCUGGUGGAGAUGAUAAAGGCUAAGAAAGCCGCCCAGGAGCAGGUCACUGCUAAAAACAAGAAAUGACGAAAGUGCUGCAGGGAAAG
Molecule: messenger RNA, 2061 nt
Organism: Sinocyclocheilus anshuiensis
Lineage: Eukaryota; Metazoa; Chordata; Actinopteri; Cypriniformes; Cyprinidae
Product: dnaJ homolog subfamily C member 2-like
Biological process (GO): regulation of translational fidelity; 'de novo' cotranslational protein folding
Cellular component (GO): cytosol
Molecular function (GO): Hsp70 protein binding; ribosome binding
Source: RefSeq, a predicted model, not a curated record